Molecule: messenger RNA, 1259 nt
Organism: Diachasmimorpha longicaudata
Lineage: Eukaryota; Metazoa; Arthropoda; Insecta; Hymenoptera; Braconidae
Gene: ics
Product: ras suppressor protein 1
Exons: 4
Coding region: 95-955 (286 amino acids)
Molecular function (GO): protein binding
Source: RefSeq, a predicted model, not a curated record
AACAGUUGUACAACGUUCAGCAGUCGGUGCACCUCGCAAAAGAGGCGUCACCAUUAUUUAAAGAACCUGACGUGUUUAGAACAGUGCGCGCGCAAUGAACCAAACCCAAGCCCCAGUGUCUUGUAUCCCGACUGCCACCAAGAUGUCAAAAGCCAAGAAGGUCCUGGAUGAGGCCCGGGAAACCCAAAAUCCCGAGCUGGAUCUCGCCGACAAGGGCAUAAACACCUUCGAGGAGAUGCCGGGAUUGCUGAAUAUGUUGAACAUAACUCGAUUGACACUGAGUCACAAUAAAAUUCAAACAGUCCCCCCCGGACUCGCAAAUCUAGUCAACUUGGAGAUUCUCAAUCUCUUCAAUAAUCACAUCACGGAACUGCCGAUUUCGCUGUCUCAAAUGCCGAAAUUAAGAAUUUUAAAUGUUGGAAUGAAUCGGCUGGAUGCCCUUCCCCGAGGCUUCGGGGCCUUUCCAGUUCUCGAAGUCCUGGAUCUCACCUACAAUAAUUUAAGCGAGAAGAAUCUCCCAGGUAAUUUCUUCAUGAUGGAGACUCUGCGUGCGCUGUACUUGGCCGACAACGACUUUGAGUAUCUUCCCGGGGAAAUUGGUCAAUUGAGAAAUCUCCAGAUUAUGGUCCUAAGGGAAAACGACUUGAUUGAAUUGCCCAGGGAAAUUGGGGAAUUGACCCGACUCCGGGAGUUGCAUAUUCAGGGGAAUCGAUUAACUGUUCUCCCACCAGAACUGGGAAAUUUAGAUCUCGUGAGCAAUAAAGCUGUAUUCAGAAUGGAAUUUAAUCCGUGGGUUACGCCUAUUGGAGAUCAAUUGCAGGUGGGGAUCUCCCACGUUAUGGAUUACAUAAGAUCUGAAACGUACAAAUAUGUUUAUGAUCGCCAUCAAAAGGCCAAACCUCCACCACCGGCAAUAGAGAACGACAAGAGCAAGAAAAUCUCUCGAAUGCGUUGAAGAGAAAAUUAAAUUAAAAAGUGCAAAGACUAACCCAAGGGAGAAUCGGGCAAAAUGGAACGUCCUAAACCUUGAGAUGGGCAGAGUGAAAAUCAACUUUUUAUCAUUUUGAAAGUCAUUAACAAUAUUCCUCUUUGCCAUACUCUGAAAAUCUCACUGCCAUUUAUGUUAGUCUUCCGAUAAUAUUUGUGCCUUACAAUGUUAAUACCUCAGAGAAAUGUCAUAUUUAUGUAAUAAUAACGUUAUUUUAUACUACGUCGCCAUUUCAUGUACUGAAAUAAAUACUAACGACUGUCACAAAUUA